CACGAUCAAUUUCUAUUCCCCACCAGCGGCGGCGGCGGAAGCUUCUUCUUACUCCCGACGUGAGACGAUCGUAGAGGGCAGCGAAGGAAGGCGGCGGUGUCGCAGGCUGGACGACGAUGGGCUCAAUUGGCGCCACUUCCACGACCACCAAAGCUUCAUCGCGAAUCGCCUGGUCUUGGGAGGCAGCAUCGACAUUGGAAGAUCACUUUUUGUGGCUCGCCUUGGCUUGGAUCAAUCGAAUUGGCUGGGAUCCUGAAAACGUGCCUGCUUAUGAUACUUUUCGCUGCACUUUGCUUAUGGGUGCUGAAGGAAUGAUGGAGGUUUUGAAAUGUUUGGACGUAAUGAAGGAUAAGGGAUGCCAUCCAGGUCACAAAUUCCUUUCGUUUUCCCUUGAAAGUUGCCGUAAACAUAAUGAUCUUAAAGCGGCGGCGAUAGCCAAAUAAGAGAGGGAGAGAGUAGACCAGGCGAUGAGAUCUGCUCAAGGGAUUUUGCUGUGCCAAUCACGCCACGAAGAUCGCUCACCAUAAGCCAGCACCGAUGCUUGCACUUGGGGUAAGAAAUUUCGUCCUUUGUCAAGCUUAAAUAGUGGGAUACGAAUGUCAUUCUCGUGGAACAUUGCUGGGCGGUGGGGUUGCAUGAUGAACGUCCCAUUAUAAUGGGUGAAUGGAUUUAUUUACGUGGUCAGCUUCAAAAUUGAAGAGGGCUUUAUGUUGGCAAAGGUGGGAGGAGGUUCUAAAGUGGGGGGAUAAGAAGCUUUAGUAAAAUCUAAUUGAAUUA
Molecule: messenger RNA, 777 nt
Organism: Linum trigynum
Lineage: Eukaryota; Viridiplantae; Streptophyta; Magnoliopsida; Malpighiales; Linaceae
Source: the annotation of a GenBank genome assembly